UAUAGAGUGUGUAUACUGUCAUCAGCACAGUCUCGUUGGAGCGGACUCAUCUAAGCACACACUGUGCCAAAAAAUCACAGUGAAUCCUCGUUAUUGUUUUGCCCAAAUUUACUGUAGUUCAGCAUACAGGGGUUACUGCACAUGGCAGGAUAGACUGUACCUUGGACAGGGUUUUCCGCACUCUAACUCUGUUGCACAGCAAAUCGCGUGAAAGUACAGUACUAGAUUCCGUUAUAAAAGUACUGUAAAUCCUGUUCUCUGAAUUGCUCUGUCGUGCUUGGUCCUCACACCUUUCGUGUCAAAACUAGUGGAUUCCUGUCUGGCUCGAGCUGUCGGAACUUCGUCCUUCGUCGUACAUCUGUGGCGAUGGAUAGUGAAGCAAUGGUCGAGCCGGAGAUAUCGCUGCUGUCCCUGCCGGACGACGCGCUGCUGGCCGUGCUGGCGUUCCUGUCGCCGCGGGAGCUCUUCGCGUGCCGCGUGGCGUGUCGCCGCCUCCGGGACCUCUGCCUGCAUCAGCACCUGUGGCGGGCGGCUUCAGUGGAGAGCGAGGGCGUGCUGCGCGCCGCGUUGGCCCUCGCGCCCUGCAUCGGGACCAUCGCCAAAGUCCCCAUGGAGGCUCUGGAACCGCUCGUGUCCGCUUCUGCCUGCACCGUCUCCGGGCUCGAACUAAGUGUGUAUGGAGAGAAGUCAGUCGCCCUGGCCUUAGCUUUGCUGUCGAGAUUCUCCGCUGUCUCCAGCGGGUUGAGGUUGACAAAGCUCACCUUACAUCUUUCGUCAUGCCUUCCCAACGCGACAGCCUCACUUAUCUUCCAGGCGCUUUAUGCCUUCAACGGCCUCCAGGAUCUUACUUUCGAUAACGACCUAGAUUCAGCUGUAUUGGGUGAACUCGAAGUGCUGCCGUCCUUGAGGAAGCUCAUUUUAACUUCAUCUUCCACGGGUGCCUUCUUCAACCUAAUGCUGAGGACACAUUUUGCAACUUUGGAAGAUGUUGAUAUUAGUUACCUUAAAACUGACGUCCCUUGGUCGUCUCUCGCCAGUUUGUCCAGGCUGCGCUCGCUGACAUGCUACCAGGGUGAAGGCCUGUCUCAUUUGGCUGCAUUGCCCAUUGCUCACUUAGAUAUCUCUAUCGAAGAGGACGAUGCCUGCGCUCCGGGUGCUCUAGAGUUUCUGUCUAAGGCAUCCCACCUGCGGACCGUGAAGCUGUCCGCCACCCGAAACGUCAUCAAAGCUCCUCUGCUUGCUCUGGGAAAGUCACUCUCGGCACCAACUCUGGAAUCACUUGACGUGAACGGUGAUUACGAUUUUCGGUGGGCCGGUGUUGCGACGAUGGUGACACCCGUUCUCGUUCUGUCGAAGUUUCUCUCUCUGAAAAGCCUUAUCCUGACCAUAAAUAAUGAGCCACUACCGGAAGACCUCCUGCAGGCUGUGAGUCCGACGUCCUCUCCCUGCCUCACCAUGCUGGAGCUACACGUCAAAGAAACUCUUGAAUUGUGGUUUAAUGAUUCAGAAUCAGAAACGUCCCUUUGCCUCCAUGAAGCUGUGCACGGUCCGUUUGUCCUCGACCUCUUCGUGCGCAACCCCCGCCUGCACCUUCGUGUGGUGGAGUGGUACAGGUAUUACUGCAAGGAUUGCUCGUGGUGUUGGUGGGGCUGCCAUGCGCGACUUCACCGUGAGGCUGUGGUUUCAUUGUCGUCGCACAGCUUGGGGGCCGGGUGCCCCCUGGACUGUUAUCAGGUCAUCAAGUCUGGUGGCCGCCCUCACGCCGCGGGUUGAGAAAAGUCUGUACCUAACUGACAGUUUAUUUUCUGGAAAUGAUUAAAAUGGUGUACCUAACUGACAGUUUAUUUUCUGGAAAUGAUUAAAAUUGUGUACCUAACUGACUGUUUAUUUUCUGGAAAUGAAUAAAAUGGUUUCUUACUGUGUUUUA
Molecule: messenger RNA, 1927 nt
Organism: Thrips palmi
Lineage: Eukaryota; Metazoa; Arthropoda; Insecta; Thysanoptera; Thripidae
Exons: 3
Coding region: 367-1773 (468 amino acids)
Molecular function (GO): protein binding
Source: RefSeq, a predicted model, not a curated record